This is a messenger RNA of Nerophis ophidion (straightnose pipefish), 2806 nucleotides long. RefSeq names its product discoidin domain receptor tyrosine kinase 2a (gene ddr2a). Gene Ontology annotation, cellular component: signaling receptor complex; membrane. Gene Ontology annotation, biological process: cell surface receptor protein tyrosine kinase signaling pathway; multicellular organism development; positive regulation of kinase activity. NCBI's taxonomy places the organism in Eukaryota, Metazoa, Chordata, Actinopteri, Syngnathiformes, Syngnathidae. The record is from RefSeq and is a predicted model, not a curated record. Gene Ontology annotation, molecular function: ATP binding; collagen binding; protein tyrosine kinase collagen receptor activity.
GUUAGGUUGAGGUGCAAAGAAAGAGUCUUUUCAAAGCGUCUCUUGGAUUUUCUCUAAAUUGAAACCUGAUGUGGAAUUCUGCACUCUGGCUGACUUCCAACAAUCUCACAAUGUCAAAGACUUUCUUCUCUGGCGGAUUUUUUCCUCUUCAGCACACCGACUUGGACGUCAAAAGAGUACUUCUUUCACCUUUGCAGUACUUUACUCGCUAGUACUACAUCAGCAAGUACUUACCACUCUUCCAAGAUUCCAGUCCAGCAGCCGCAAGAACCACCCUCAGCGUCCAGUGUGCACGUGUCGGUCAUGAAGUGCACGUGGUUCUGGCUGCUGGGUCUGGUGAUCUUGUUUGGAGAAGUCACAUCACAAGUCGACCCUGGUGCGUGUCGUUAUCCUCUGGGAAUGUCUUCAGGACAAAUUGAAGAUGAGGACAUCUCUGCCUCCAGUCAGUGGUCCGAAACCACUGCUGCUCGAUACGGCAGGCUGGACUGCGAGGAGGGGGACGGUGCUUGGUGUCCCGAGUUGACGGGGGACCCGGAGCACCUGAAGGAGUUCCUGCAGGUGGACUUGCACUCGCUGCACUUCAUCACCCUGGUGGGCACCCAGGGGCGCCACGCGGGCGGCAUGGGCAACGAGUUUGCUGAGAUGUACAAGAUCAAGUACAGUCGGGAUGGCACUCGCUGGAUCUCCUGGAGGAACCUGCUCGACAAGCAGGUGAUAGAGGGAAACAGGAACGCGUAUGACACGACGCUGACGAACAUGGAGCCGGCCAUCAUCGCCCGCUGGGUGCGCUUCAUGCCGGUGACGGCGCACACCAGGAGUGUGUGCAUGAGGGUGGAGCUGUACGGCUGCCCAUGGCUGGAUGGCCUGGUGUCCUACAACGCUCCCAUUGGUCAGCUGAUGAACUUACCUGAGGGCAGCGUUGACCUCCAUGACUCCGCCUACGAUGGAGCGCUCAUCUACAGCAUGACAGAAGGUCUGGGUCAGCUGACAGACGGCGUGUGCGGAAGUGACGACUUCACCAAGAGUCACGUGUCCGACCUGUGGUCUGGUUCUGACUAUGUUGGAUGGAAUAAUCACAGCUUCAUGGAUCAAUACUUGGAAAUGAUCUUUGAAUUCGACCGCCUCCGAAACUUCACCGCCAUGAGGGUUCACUGCAGCAACAUGUUCACCCACAAGGUCAAGGUGUUCCACCAGGUGGUGUGUUACUUCCGCUCCGAGGCAGACUGAGGCCACGCCCUUUCCUUCAGUCCAGCCGUGGACGACGAGGACACGAGUGCGCGCUUCGUCCAAGUCCACUUGUCCAACCGCAUGGCCACCGCGAUCAAGUGUCACUUCUACUUUGCAGACGUCUGGUUGCUCUUCAGCGAGAUCACCUUCCAGUCAACAGACAAGUACAACACAACAUUCCAUCCUCCCAAGUCAGGACUACCACCUGUCAUCCAACCGGAGGACGACCCCACCCACAAGGUGGACGACAGCACCACUCGCAUUCUGAUUGGCUGCCUGGCGGCCAUCAUCUUCGUCCUGGCAGCCAUCAUUAUCAUCAUCUUGUGGAGACAGUUGUGGCACAAGAUGGUGCAGAAGAGUGAGACGUUCGCCUACAGCCACAGCCAGUCCAGUGUGAGCGCUGAUCAACAUUCCACUUAUGAACGCAUCUUCCCCACAACACAAUACCAACAACCUUCUAGCAACUCACCGCUACCUGUGACAGCAGCAGUCCAAGAUGCCGCCCCUCAUUAUGCAGAAGCAAACAUCAUCAACGUGCAGGCGGUGACAAACAACAACUACAACUUGGAUCUUCUCUGUGGGAAAAAUGCCACAGUGGAAGAAUUUCCUCGCAAAUUGUUGACCUUCAAGGAGAAACUAGGAGAAGGACAGUUUGGAGAGGUGCACCUGUGUGAGGCGGCGUGCAUGCAGGAGUUUGUGAAGGAGGAAUUUUCAUGUGAGGUAAAAGAAGAUGGCGUUCUUCUUGUGGCCGUCAAGACGCUGCGAUCGGACGCCAACAAAAAUGCAAGGAAGGACUUCCUGAAGGAGAUGAAGAUCAUGUCUGGCCUGAAGGACCCCAACAUUGUCCGCCUGCUGGCCGUGUGCGUCCACAGCGAUCCCCUCUGCAUGAUCACAGAGUACAUGGAGAACGGCGACCUCAACCAGUUUUUGUCCCGUCACCAGCCGGAGGGUCAGCUGGCGGCACUCAGCAACGCACCAACGGUCAGUUUCAGCAACCUGUGCCACAUGGCGGCUCAGAUAGCGUCUGGCAUGAAGUACCUGUCCGGUCUCAAGCUGGUGCACCGAGACUUGGCCACACGGAACUGUCUGGUGGGCACCAAGUUCACCAUCAAGAUCGCGGACUUUGGCAUGAGCAGGAACUUGUACAGCGGGGACUAUUAUCGCAUCCAAGGACGAGCCGUGCUGCCCAUUCGCUGGAUGUCCUGGGAGAGCAUCUUGCUGGGCAAGUUCACCACGGCGAGUGACGUGUGGGCGUUUGCGGUGACGCUGUGGGAAGUGUUGAUGCUGUGCAAGGAGCAGCCUUACUCGCAACUCACAGACGAACAAGUCGUGGAAAACACGGGCGAGUUCUUCCGAGAUCACAAAAGACAGAUUUACCUGCCUCAGCCGAUCCUGUGCCCGGACUCGCUCUACCAGGUGAUGCUGGGCUGCUGGAGGAGGAACGCCAAGGAAAGACCAUCCUUCCAGGAAAUACACCGAGCCCUCCUACAUAUCUCAUCUGACCUUACAUCUUCCAGUCAAACUUAGUACAUAACAUAUAUAUAUAUAUACAUAUAUAUAUAUAUAUAUAUAUAUACAA